Messenger RNA from Blastomyces gilchristii SLH14081, 3277 nucleotides. RefSeq names its product 40S ribosomal protein S3. Bases 312 to 1124 code for a protein of 270 amino acids. Gene Ontology annotation, cellular component: nucleus; cytosolic small ribosomal subunit. Gene Ontology annotation, biological process: translation. Gene Ontology annotation, molecular function: RNA binding; structural constituent of ribosome. The transcript is spliced from 3 exons. The record is from RefSeq and is a predicted model, not a curated record. NCBI's taxonomy places the organism in Eukaryota, Fungi, Ascomycota, Eurotiomycetes, Onygenales, Ajellomycetaceae.
UAUCAUUCAAACCACUGCCGCGGCUGGCGUCCGAGGCGCCAAGCCCAAACCGGCCUAGUGGCCCUAACAAUGUCCCAAAGCGGAAUCAGGGCAAACCCCAAGCCCUACCUGGAAAUAUCCCCCACUAAAACCCAUCGGCAAGCGAAAUCAAACCUCGCCAGGAAGACGAAAGAGAAGAGAAGAGAAGAGAAGCGCUCCCAGCCGUCGCCGUCGCCCAACGAAUCUCCCUUCCCACGACCCCCCUUUCAUCCCCGGCGGACCUUGUUUUCUUUUUUGUUUACACAAAAAACAAAAAACAACAAAUUGCAAUCAUGGCUGCCGUCCAAGGAGCGAUCUCGAAGCGCCGCAAGUUCGUGGCUGACGGUGUCUUCUACGCUGAGUUGAAUGAGUUCUUCCAGCGCGAGUUGGCUGAGGAGGGAUACUCUGGUGUUGAGGUCCGCGUUACUCCCACGGUUACCGAUAUCAUCAUCCGUGCCACUCACACUCAAGAAGUUCUGGGUGAACAAGGCCGCCGCAUCCGCGAACUCACCUCCCUAAUCCAGAAGCGCUUCAAGUUCCCCGAAAACUCCGUCUCCCUCUACGCCGCCAAGGUCCAGAACCGUGGUCUUUCUGCUGUUGCUCAGUGCGAGAGCUUGCGAUAUAAGCUGCUCAACGGUCUCGCUGUCCGAAGAGCUUGCUAUGGUGUCCUCAGAUUUAUCAUGGAGAGCGGUGCCAAGGGUUGCGAGGUUGUUGUGUCUGGGAAGCUGAGAGCUGCCCGUGCUAAGAGCAUGAAGUUCACCGACGGCUUCAUGAUCCACUCCGGCCAACCCGUCCGCGACUUCAUCGACAGCGCCACCCGCCACGUCCUCCUCCGCCAGGGUGUCCUCGGUAUCAAAGUCAAAAUCAUGCGCGGCAGCGACCCCGAAGGCAAAUCGGGUCCUCAGAAAUCCCUCCCGGAUUCCGUCACCAUCAUUGAGCCCAAGGAGGAGCAGCCCGUCCUGCAACCACUCAGCCAGGACUACGGCGCCAAGGCUCUUGCGGCCCAGCAGUUGGCGGAGCAGCAGCGAUUGGCUGAGCAGCAGGAGGCGGAGGCUGCGGGUCAGGUUGCUGGUGCCGAAGGUGUAGUGGAAGGGGUUCAGGAGUAAAUUUUUGUUCGUUAAUGAUGAAUGGAGCUCUUUUUCUGAUGUUCUGUUAAAAUGUUCUAAUUUUUUUUUCUUUUUUUUUCUUUUUUUUCCCCCCCUCCCCAAGGGUCAUGUGUUGAUGGUCUGUUUGGCGCAAAAUAAAUACAAGAUUAUUUUCCCUCUGCCGGUUUUGUUUGAUUAGCUUCUGCUUUCUCCCUUGUCCAUUAGGUUUGCUGCUCAAGGGGAUGGAAACCUCGACUGAUCCCUGUUGACACGUGUGUGAUGGUGCGUAUAUGGGUCCCUCUGCCACGGGAUGAUUGAUUGAUUCUCUCCGAAGUGAGAAUGAGAAAGGAGAGUCGCAGUGAUAAAAUCUGCACGAAAUCUUCCUGCGUAUAAAUUCCUUACCACUCUGUAUAUGGUGAGCACGGAUUACUACCUGGGUAUGAAUAUUUUAUCUAUCACCCACAGUCGCGUCACCGCUCGCUAAAAGCAACCAAUGCAAAGAAAUGAUUUAAGAAGCCAAAAACAAUGCAUUCAUAUCUAGGUAUUCUUCUAUUCCAGCUCUAGCUCUGGCUGUGCCUGCGCGAUGCGACCCCGUUGAUUUUUGUCAAUAAGCCCACGUGCCCCUUUUCUCUUUUCUCUUUUUUCAAUUAUCAUCGUCAUCAUUCAUACCCACGAUUCGUUCUACAUCGUGAAACAGCCCCAAGGGCGAAUACUUCCUCUGAUAAAUCAUACUCAAAUCUACGCGAGCCAUGUGUGAGUGACAUAAGAGCAUGAAGAUAGGAAAACGGGAAAUCAGAAAUCUUACUCCUCAUAGGAACGCCUCAAUGUUAAUCUCCAGUGUGCUGACGGGGUAUUUCAACUCGAACUUCUCAAGCACUGUCGGAUGCAAAAUCCCGAAGGAACCAAUGAUGUGAUCCUUUCCGGAAAUGCUGACGUGUACGGAGGCUGCAUGGCCGGUGAAAUAUGUCGGAUCUAAAAUAAAAAAUGAAAACGUUAGUGAUCGUCCAUAAGAGCUUCCUUCGCCCCCUUCUCUUUUCCCCGCAUCUAUGAUUUGGGGAUGGAUGUACGGACCUUCCAACUCUUCAAUCCAAUAAGUAGCAUUCCCCAUCGAAGGAUUAUCCAGCCCUUCCUCUCCAAUAAUGAACGCAGUCUUCAGCAUCGCCAUAACCCUGUCAAGCAACCCAUGCACAAUCUCGAACCCACUGUUCUUCCCAUACCAGGCCGCAGCGAAAUGCCUCUCAUUCCUGCUCUUACGCUCAAGAGAAACAUCCUUGAACGCAACGUCGCUAACCUCAAAGAUCUUCAUGGGAAUCGCAUGAUGCUUAUUUUCACUAAUCGUCUUCAACAGGCCCGGCAGCAGGCUCGUGCGGACGACUUGAAACUCUAUCGUUUUGGGAUUCGCAAGCUUGACGGCUGUAUUGCCGUCGUCCUUGCGGUUCAGCCAGGCAAAGUUCUCAUCGUGUGAGCAGAGGAUAAGAGGCAUGACUUCGGACCAGCCGGCCAUCGCGGCCUCUGUUCUGAUGAUGUCGGUAAGUUUGUUUACGGGUAAGGGUUGGGCGACUGUGCCGGAUUUGCUGGGGAAGGACCGCGGAAGUUCAUUGAAGCCGUAGGCGAUGGCGACGUCUUCCAUGAUAUCUGCUUGAUGGAGUACGUCUGCGCGGGUUACUGGGACUUGGACGUCGAUCAGAUCUGGGGACGUUUUGGAUGGUUCGGCAAAGUAGGACAUGCGCUUGAGGAGAUUGCAAAUUUCUGUGGCGGAGAGGGAGAGACCGCAACAUUGAUUAAUGUAAGACACACUGGCUUGAGCGGACCGGGGCGUAAGAUCGGGGGUCUGUCGAGUUUCGUUGUUGUGCUCUGACACUAUUCUCACGGGUUCCACUGUGAAGGGCUCUGAUGUAAAUUGGGAGAACAUGGUAACCAUGAUAUUGUUCACAACCUCAACCUUGGUUUUAUCAGUUGCUGUAUACUCGAGGAACACAUUCUUGGUGUUUAAGGUGAUUUUCGAGUGGUCACCAUUGAUAAUUGGUGGCAGCGAGCAGACAACACGGUUUGAGUCAUAAAUAACGGGGUACAGAGGAGAAUCUCGGAUAAUAUGAAGGUAUUUCCCUAUGUGCUUAUCUUUCUGUAGGAAUUUUUUAGUACUGUGGCGCGAAUCACAAAAUAGAACGCAGUGA